CAGGUUAAUUUUUGGUUUCUGUUGAUCCACCAACCAUGAGUGACCCAACAAGUGACCAAUUCCAGAAACUGAUUUGUGAGCUGAGAAGACAGAGAUUGAUGCUAGAUGUUCAAUCUUCACAAAGAACAAGAAAAGAAGAAAAGAACCAACUGAAGAAGCUCGCAGAGACAAAUUGUUCAAAUCCAGUCGUUUUGAAGUGGCUGAGAGAAAAUUCCUUCUCCAAGCUGGUGGAGAUGUUCAACUUCUUUAAAAAACACAUAGAUGAGGAGGAGAAGAAGAACCACAGCGACAUUGUGGACAUCACCUUCAUGGCUCAUGGAUCAAUCAGAGACUUCAUGAUCCCAGCCAGCUGUCUGCUGCCUCUGGCCUCCAUCAGAGACGUGGUUCUUUAUGCUCCCUGGAACUGCAUCUCUGCAGGUGCAGAGCUAACAUACGCCAUGGCUACAGGAAAACUGAAGCCUCAGCACAGAGUCUUCUACUGCUCCAAGAAGGAAGGAUGUUCAGUUCCUGAUGAAAAACACCGACCCGUGAAACUACCAGACCGCUGGAACUCAAUGAAACAGGCUGGAGACCAGAUGAUCCCAAACAUCUCAGUUAGUCCUCUACGACCAGACGAUGGUGUCUGGGAAAGCUUUGAGGAUCUCACCAAACAAUACGGUCCUGUUGGGACAAACCGGAUCGUCAUUCCCUUCAUCCUCCCAGAAAAAGAAUCAGUCCCGUUCUCUGUGGUCACCUUGGCCCUGUCUCUGGUUCUGCUCCAGUCCAGGUUUAAAGCCACCGUCCACCUGAACGCCUGUCUGGCAGACAAAUCUGUUGGACAGAAGCUGGACAGAAAAUAUCUGGAGAGGCAGUACGCCUGCGCUGUUGAUGAUACUGGAAUGAAAGGUUCUGAUGACAUCUUCAGGCAAAACAAACAGGUGUGUCACCAGGUGAUCAGUGAUAAAACCUCAGAGCUUCAGAUGUUACCUGAUCUGAUGAAGCACAGCUCUUCAUUUAACGGCAGGUAA
Gambusia affinis (western mosquitofish) is the source of this 1007-nucleotide messenger RNA. RefSeq lists its product as uncharacterized. Lineage: Eukaryota; Metazoa; Chordata; Actinopteri; Cyprinodontiformes; Poeciliidae. The transcript has 3 exons. The coding region runs from base 36 to 1007 and encodes 323 amino acids. The record is from RefSeq and is a predicted model, not a curated record.